GCAACACCCUCAUUGAUUUUAGAUUAACGAGUACAUAUAAAAUAACAUAUUCAUAUUAAACAAUAUGAAUAUUACUUAAAACUCUUAAGAUAUGAAUUUUUGAAAACCUGAUAACAAUCAUCUUGUACACUUAUCAAGCAUAUUGCAAUCUUUAAAAUGACAAGUAAGAAUGUAAUACUUGUUACUGGAGGAGAGGGUCUUGUCGGUAGUGCAAUAAAGUUUGUCUUAGAUAAUGGCGAGACAAGAACUGAAGAAGAAUGGGUGUUUACGUCUUCUAAAGAGUGUGAUCUCACGAAAUUGACGGAUACAAACAAAUUAUUCGAAAAAGUUAAACCUACGCAUGUAAUCCACUUAGCUGCAAAGAUUGGAGGGCUUUAUGGCAAUCUUGAAAAUAGCCUGCAAUACUUUAGAACAAACAUCAUUAUAAAUGAUAAUGUAUUAGCUGUAAGUCAUAAUUUUGGAGUGAAGAAAGUUGUGUCAUGCCUGUCGACUUGUAUAUUUCCUGACCGCGUUUCAUACCCAAUCGACGAAAAAAUGAUUCAUGAUGGGCCUCCGCAUGAUUCUAAUUUUGGAUAUUCAUAUGCUAAAAGGAUGAUCGACGUCUUGAACAAAUGUUACAACAAAACCUAUGGUGACAUAUUUACUUCCGUGGUACCUACAAAUGUGUUCGGACCGCAUGAUAAUUUUAACGUUGAGAAUGGGCAUGUUUUAGGUGGACUUAUCCAUAAAGCGUUCUGCGCUAAACGGGACAAUACCGACUUUGUCGUAUGGGGCACGGGUUCACCGCUAAGACAGUUCCUUUAUUCAAGAGACCUUGCUCGUCUUAUGAUAUGGGUUCUACGCAGUUAUGAAGAAAUAGAGCCUAUCAUUAUUUCAGUCAAUGUCGAAGAUGAAAUAAGCAUUAAGGAAGCUGCUGAGAUUGUCGUUAAAGCAAUAGGAUUUAAAGGGAAUGUUAUUUAUGAUACAAAUAAAUUAGAUGGUCAAUUCAGAAAGACAGCGUCGAACCGUAAGCUGAAAACAUAUCUUCCAAAUCUGAAAUUUACUCAAUUUGAAGACGCAAUCAAAGAGACUGUAGAUUGGUAUAUGAAACAUUUUGAAGAAGCGAGGAAGUAAUCAAGGUGUUACUCACCCUCAUACUAGGAGCUGGGAAUAUUAAAUUCGAGUGACUGUAUAAUUGAAAGCAACUGUAUUUUAUAGUAAUUUAUCAUUAUGAUCAUUAAUACAAUCCGAUGAACACAUUGAUUUCAGUCAGUAUAAGUAGCUGUAUAUAAUAAUUAUUCGCGGGAGUACUUGUAUAGUCACCGACAAUCCUAUUUGCUGUAUCUUAUAGCCAAAUAAUUUUUAAUUGGAUACUAAUUAAUGAAUAUGAUAAAGGAUACGAGUCUUGCAUCUGAUCAAUUUUUACCUUGUAUAAGAUUAAAGGCAUAUAAUACUGAAAAUCGUUAAUUUCAGAUAGGUCAGUAAAUGUAGGUUUUUUAUAAGAUGCGUAAACAUUUUAUGUCAUAGCUAAUAUAUUAAAUUAUUUAUUUUAAAGCUUAAUAUGACAAGUAAAAUGAAGAACAAACAUGUCUUUCUUUACUUUUUUCAACUAUAGUCUCUGAAUAAACUCUAAUAGUUAAAUCAUUAGUGAAUGUGUAACCCCUUAGAAUUUAGAGACUUACGUUAAGGAAGGCAAAUUGUAGUUAAUCAUAAACAAGAAAUGAACGCGAGAUCUGAUAUCCAUCAGAGUACUUUAAUAAAAUUUAAUUCAGUUUACACUAAACAUGCAAUAAUUACUUAUUAACGUUACUCUACAAGGGUGUUUCGUCACCAGUACAAUAUUUGCAAAUGGUACAUGAUUUAAGGUUGAAAACAUUUUGAGCAAUAACUUAGCGGUUUCAAAUCAUACACGUUUUUGGUCAUCUGUCGAUAUAUGGGACAUCCAUCUAGCAGAAAAAAACGCUUGAAAAUGAAUCACUUAUCGUGUACCUACCAAUAUUUUUUCCCUGAUUUUCCAGAAAUGCGUCGUAAAUGUAACAGGUUCAGUUUGAUUACGAUUAGAUUAACAC
Molecule: messenger RNA, 2048 nt
Organism: Ruditapes philippinarum (Manila clam)
Lineage: Eukaryota; Metazoa; Mollusca; Bivalvia; Venerida; Veneridae
Product: GDP-L-fucose synthase-like
Exons: 9
Coding region: 157-1113 (318 amino acids)
Biological process (GO): nucleotide-sugar biosynthetic process
Molecular function (GO): GDP-L-fucose synthase activity
Source: RefSeq, a predicted model, not a curated record